UUUCAGUCUCCUCCGAAACGAAUUCGCCGUAAAACUUGCAGAGUCGUCGUCGUCGUCGUUGUCUAUCUUUUUAGCUGUUACUCGAUCAGUUUUCUGAUAAUGGCGUUGAACACCGGAAUCAGAUCGAUCUCAAAGAUCAUAGCUUCAUCCGAGUCAUCAGUCUCCAGAUCUGUGAGCAGAAGCUUCCACUCGACUGGAGCUAAGAAGAUGAGCGGAGGGCAUGGCCAUGACGAGCCAUACUACCUCCACGCAAAGCACAUGUACAAUUUGGACCGCAUGAAAUACCAAGGACUCAAGAUGUCUCUCGGUGUCUUCACAGCUUUCAGCUUCGGUGUUGGAGUUCCUAUCUUUGCUGUUGUCUUCCAGCAAAGGAAGACCGCAUCUGGUUGAGUUGAGUCUCUCUUCUCAGCUUGAAUAAUAGUUGUAUGUGAAUUUUCAAACUCUGCCUCUGCAAGGAAAGUUUCUUGCUUCUUUUUUUUUAUCUUAGCCCCAAGUCUUAUCGUUAUAAAAGUAUAUUAUUCAUCUUCUUUUGCUGGCUGUUUGAUGCUGGAAUAAUGAUAUUUUUUUCCAACUUUGAUUGGAAUUGGAAGUUAUUGUUCGAAUAUUUUUUCA
Messenger RNA from Brassica oleracea var. oleracea, 612 nucleotides. RefSeq lists its product as uncharacterized. The transcript is spliced from 2 exons. Lineage: Eukaryota; Viridiplantae; Streptophyta; Magnoliopsida; Brassicales; Brassicaceae. The record is from RefSeq and is a predicted model, not a curated record. Bases 100 to 390 code for a protein of 96 amino acids.